Messenger RNA from Eptesicus fuscus (big brown bat), 2069 nucleotides. RefSeq names its product PARN like ribonuclease domain containing exonuclease 1 (gene PNLDC1). The record is from RefSeq and is a predicted model, not a curated record. Gene Ontology annotation, biological process: nuclear-transcribed mRNA poly(A) tail shortening. Gene Ontology annotation, molecular function: RNA binding; poly(A)-specific ribonuclease activity. The coding region runs from base 1 to 1596 and encodes 531 amino acids. Lineage: Eukaryota; Metazoa; Chordata; Mammalia; Chiroptera; Vespertilionidae. The transcript has 19 exons. Gene Ontology annotation, cellular component: endoplasmic reticulum; cytoplasm.
AUGGACGUGGGCGCCGACGAGUUCGAGCAGAGCCUCCCUCUGCUGCAGGAGCUGGUCCAGGGCGCGGACUUCGUGGGUCUGGACAUAGAGUUCACGGGCCUUCGCACUAACCUGUCCCGGUGCCAGCAGAUCAGUCUUUUUGACUUGCCAUCGGAGUGGUACCUCAAGACCCGCCGGAGUGUUCAGCAGUUCACGAUCUGUCAGAUUGGACUGUCUGUGUUUUCCAGUGUCGAAGGAGAGGCAAACAAGUACGUAGCCCAUUCAUGUAACUUCUUUCUCUUCCCUACGACGUUUGGGAUUCUGGACUCGGAAUUCUCUUUCCAGGCCUCCAGCGUACAGUUUCUGAAUCAGUACGGCUUCGACUAUAACAAGUUUCUCAAACACGGAAUCCCAUACAUGAACGAGGAGCAGGAGAAGCAAGUCAAGCACAGCAUCCUGACCGGGAACUGGCGCGUUCGCAGUUCCCUGGAUAAAGACCAAAUGAAGGCGGUCAUCGAUGAGGUGACCCGGUGGCUGCACCUGGCGGAGGAAGGCGACUGGAUGGCGCUCCCGGGUAUCGCUGGCUUCCAGGCCUUCGAGGUGCAGCUGGUGCUGAGGCAGGCCCUCCCGGACAUCUGGACGGCGCUGAGAGACCAGGCGGUGAUAGUGAGGAAGGUGAGCAGGCAGCACCGCUGGCACCUCCAGCACUCCUCCUGCGACCGGGAGAGCUGCUGGCGGCAGAAGAUCCUGCUCUCCGCCAGGGGCUUCUCCGUGUUUUUCCAGAUGCUGGUGCAGGCCCAGAAGCCCUUGGUGGGACAUAACAUGAUGAUGGACCUGCUGCAUCUGCAUGAGAAGUUCUUCAGGCCCCUCCCAGAAAGCUACCAGCAGUUCAAGCGGAACAUCCACAGCCUCUUUCCCGUCCUCGUGGACACGAAGAACGUGACCAAGGACAUAUGGAAGGAGCUGAACUUCCCGAGGGUGUCCAACCUCUCCGAGGUGUACGACGUCCUGAGCAGUGACUUGAAUCCCACCAAGGAUUCUGGGCCAGUGAUUGUUCACGCCAGCAAGUGCGAGAAAUACGCUGAGACAAAGUGCCCCCACGAAGCAGCGUACGACGCCUUCCUCUGCGGAUCAGUUCUCCUGAAAGUGGCGCACCUGCUCCUGUGGAGGGUGCACGGCGCCGGCUCCGCCCUGGAGCCCUCCUUCCCCCUGUACCUGGACGUGCUGGCCCCCUACGUGAACCAGGUGAACCUGAUCCGUGCCGGGGUCCCCAAGAUCAACUUCUCUGGCCCAGAUUAUCCCAGUAUCCGGCCCCCCAUCCUCGUCCUCAGCGUCCGGAGGUGGCCGGGGCUCACCGAGCAGCAGGUCUACCGCGAGUUCCAGAGCCUCUGCAAAUUCGACGUCCGCCGACUCACGCAGAACCAGUUCCUGCUCUUGACCAACAAGUUCAAGGACGCCCGGAGCGUCCUGAAGGAGUACCGGGGCCACCCCGCGCUGCAGGUGUCGCUCUACCGGUACUGGAGGCACUCCCCCGACGUGCACUGCCUGCUGCGAGUCUGUGGCAUAGUCACCGCCUGGGCCCUUCUCACGUUUCUCCUGGGGCGACCUGGCCCCUGACGCCGCCCGAGCCCUGCGGCUCCCGUCUCCACGCCGCUCCGGAGGCCAGGCCCUCGUAUUCGUGUCAGUCGCAUCUACUUGCCAUGGACGUGCCUGGUCAUUGCGAGGAGCUUUGCUGUGUGUGAAGGGGAAAUUCUGUAAAUACUGUCCAUGGUACAGACACCCUUGGUGGCUCUCCCUGCAGUGUCUCACCUCUACCUUCUCUCCCCUCGGCUCCCCGGGCCCUCUUUGCUGGAACCUGUUUCCUGAGCCCGUUUCUUCUAUAGCUCACUUCUUCCUCUAUGACUUUCUAAAUAAGCUUCCUCUUAUUAAGAAAAAAAAAAAAAAAAGAGCCUUGGCCGGAUGGCUCAGUUGGUUGGACAUCGUCCUGUGCACCAAAAAGGUGCUGUUUGAUUCCUGGUCAGGGCACACGCCGGGUUUGCAGGCUCAAUCCCCGGUAGGUGGCAUGUAGGAGGUCUCUCUCUCUCCUUCCC